AUGUCGCCCCUCCUCGCCGACCACCCCUUGCUCGGGCCACUCGUCGGCCUGAACGCCUGGACUUUUGCCAUCGAGGGCCUGCUCUACAAGCGCCGCAUCCCCGCCCUGAGCAAGUACGGCGUCACCUUCGACCCGGCCACCGUCAAGAAGCAGAAGGCCGAGAAGCUGCCCGCCUUUGUCCAGUGGCCCGCCGACAACUUCAACAACCUCCUCGAGCAGCCCACCCAGUUCUACGCCGUCCUGCUCGCCCUCAGCGUGCUCAACGUCCGGGACAAGGCCACUGUCCGCUUCGCCUGGGGCUACGUCGGCCUGAGAAUCAUCCACAGCAUCAUCCACGUCUCCACAAACAACCCGGGCAUCCGCUUCCCCGUCUGGCUCACCAGCUCCUUUGUGGUCGCCGGCCUCACAGCCAAGGCUGCUUACGAGCUGUUCUUCUAG
Messenger RNA from Microdochium trichocladiopsis, 438 nucleotides. RefSeq names its product membrane-associated, eicosanoid/glutathione metabolism protein. The transcript has a single exon. Gene Ontology annotation, cellular component: membrane. Lineage: Eukaryota; Fungi; Ascomycota; Sordariomycetes; Xylariales; Microdochiaceae. The record is from RefSeq and is a predicted model, not a curated record. Bases 1 to 438 code for a protein of 145 amino acids.